This is a messenger RNA of Helianthus annuus (common sunflower), 2284 nucleotides long. RefSeq names its product replication protein A 70 kDa DNA-binding subunit B. Bases 429 to 1796 code for a protein of 455 amino acids. Lineage: Eukaryota; Viridiplantae; Streptophyta; Magnoliopsida; Asterales; Asteraceae. The transcript is spliced from 13 exons. The record is from RefSeq and is a predicted model, not a curated record.
UGAUGUAAGUGACAUGCUUUUAGCUAUUAAGGAAGAGAGCUAGACACAAAGGAUGUGUCAAAUACGGUUUAGAUGAUACAUGUUCAAGGUAAUAAGAAGAAACCCUCUGUCGAACUAGCAACCAUUUUUAGAGUUUUGCUUAAAAGAUGGAUGUGUUGGUGAUGUUGUCGAGGAGUGUCAGGAAAUGCUUAGUGAUAGCAUUUUGUUAUACUCCUCGACAAUGUCACCGACCCCUCUUAAAAAUUCCAUCAAAACUCUCACACCGGUUGCUUCUUCAACAGAGGGUUUUUUUUUGUUACCUGAACCUGUAUCAUCUCAACUUUUUUGACUGACCGUGUAUUGUUAUUACAUCAAGAUUCAAUUAAGAUUAAUUUCUUAAUUAAAGUUGAUCGGAAUCACUUUUCAUCACCACAUAUCAUCUCAUUUUUAUGUCAUUCGUUAAUUUAUCAACGCCGGAAACAUUUCAUAUUGACGUUACAAUCAUUGAUCUAAUAUACACGAUAUCGACAUCCAACAAAACGUUUGACGUUAGGAUUGAAACGGCUAACGAGAUGGAACAGGCUGCUAUCACGCUUCUAAAUAAUGUUGAUCUUAAUGUUGAUGAUUACACUAUCAGAAUCCGUAUUGUUCGGCUAUGGACAAGACCUUCUUUCAACAAUCCUAGGAAGGUUUAUUGCUACGACAUGAUAUUCAUGGACCAGGAGGGCACCAAAAUGCAGGCUUUCGUUUUACAAAAAAACACUACUGCUUACGAGCAUUUGCUGAAAGAAAAUCAGUGUUUAACUAUUCGUAAUCCUUCUCUUGGAGAAAACCGUCAGAAAGUGAAAUACGUUCAUAGUUCGUUCAAGAUAAAUCUAAAUGAGACCACCAUUGUCGAGGAAUCUGCCGAACCUGUUGGUGCUGAAUGGGGAUUUGAUUUUUCUCCAUUUGAGUCUGUUGUUGAAGACCCUGAUGAUGACGGCAAGUCAUUCAAAAGCCCUAUUGACGUUAUCGGUUUUGUGGUUAAGUGUCUUCCGUCAGAGGAGAAGACUGAAAAUAAUAACGGGAAAGAUGAGAAGAAGGCUACCUUUAUUCUGGAGGAUUUGCAACACCAGCAGAUUUACGUUACUCUAUGGGGGGUUUAUGCUGAUCAGAUUAUUGAAUUUCAAAGAAAACAUAAGGAUGAAAAAAAUGUUGUUGUGGUUGUUCAGUUUGGCAAGUACCGUUUUUGGGGAGGAAAUUUGUUUGUAUCCAAUUUGUAUACUGUAACUCGAGUGUUCAUAAACACUGAAAUUCCCGAGAUUUUGGAAUUUAAGAGAAGUUUCCUUGCUCAGCUUAAUACGUCAACGUCUUCCGGUUACUCUGGUUUGAGUUCCCCUGUUAUGAAGUCAAUGGCUGAGGAGUAUCUUUCUGGUAUUUCCUUCAGUACAAUUGGAGCAUUAAGCGGAAUAUCAGAAGAAAAGUUUGUUAUUAUACUGGGAACAAUUAAAAGCUUUGCUUCAGAAGACUCAUGGUUUUACAAUGCAUGUAAAACUUGCAACAAAAAGGUUUUUACCAACACUAUUUCCAAGGCCAAGGAAGAUGGUAGCGAAGGAUAUGAUGAAGUAACUGUCUUGGAAUGCCAAACUGAUUCUUGCAAUAAAAGGACUGUUGUCUCUGUUCCCAGGAUAAAACUUCUUAUUCGUGUUCAGGAUUGUACCGGGAUUGUUACUUUGACGUUGUUUGAACAUGAAGUUGUUAAACUCCUAAAUGUUAACGCAAACCAACUUUUGGAUAAUAACAUGGAGCAAGCGAAGGCAACUUUCCGAGUGAGCUGAAGGCAUUGAUAAACAAGAGGUUUGCAUUUAAGAUAGCCAUAGGUUCGUUUAAUAUAAAAAAGAAAUCAGAUGGCUACUCUGUUUCCAAGUUGACUGAAAAUCCUUCUAUCAUCAAAGAGCUUGAUACUCAUUUUGAUGUUUACCAGGCUGCUGAUGAAGAACCUUUAGAUCCUGUUGCUUCUGAUCCAAAUCCAAUUGUUAACGUUAACAUCCGGGAUUCUGUUUCCCGUGUCGUUGAUGAAGACACUCCCAUGUCCAAUUUGAACAACAGCAUCUUUUGUCACACCCCCAAAAUCCACCUGCGGAUAACACCCGCUUCGAGGGCGUGACUGACCAGGAUCCAGCCACCAAUUAUACUGAGCAUUGAAUUAAUAGUAGUAAUACUUAAUAUCCAAAGUAGUUAGCAACAUCUUAGUUUAAGUUCGAUAUUUAGUUUAACAAAACAGCGGAAGCAUAAACCAAGUAGUUCAAAAGAUAGUUCUUAGUUC